Suillus clintonianus is the source of this 3114-nucleotide messenger RNA. RefSeq lists its product as uncharacterized. Bases 1 to 3114 code for a protein of 1037 amino acids. The record is from RefSeq and is a predicted model, not a curated record. The transcript has 11 exons. NCBI's taxonomy places the organism in Eukaryota, Fungi, Basidiomycota, Agaricomycetes, Boletales, Suillaceae.
AUGGAGGAGAAUCAAGCUGCACACAAGCGACGACGCAAUGAAGAAACUCAAUCGCAUGUUCCCGAGGGAAGUGCAUAUCAUGCACAUACCUCUGUAGACGUUACGAUCAGGAGCCGUCCCACCAUCAAAACUACAUACUUUCAAAAUGCCAACACGUCUCCGGCUGUACCCACUAGUUCCUCGAUCACAAACCUUGGGAGUUCCGAGACUUUUGAUUUCGCUUCUUAUUUCAAUGAUGAUCAACCAUACCUCGAUUAUCUUGCCGACACCAGCACAGAUACCACACCAGUGAAAGCCAAACGGCCACGCGCACCGGCGGAUGACCCUCAAAAACAAUGGCUGCAGGAGCGUGAUAAUUUUCUCAAGGAAUUCAUUCGGCUAGAAGGGCGUGGAGAUGAUGCAUGGCACAUGCGUUGUCACGGGGAGCAGACAUGCGUAAACCAGCCGUCUAUUCGGUGUACUGAUUGUGAAGGAUUACAGUUGUACUGUCAGUCUUGUGUCAUCUCACUGCACCGCGCAGCGCCUUUGCACCGUGUUGAAAUUUGGACUGGGAAAUACUUCCAGCGCAGCAACUUAAGAGACUUAGGGCUACGUGUCCAACUCGGACAUCCAACUGGUGUCCGUUGCUGCAAUCCCUCUCCUGCUUUCCAGGACGACUUCGUCGUCCUUGACAUCACCGGUGUCCACAGUAUCAUGCUAGAUUUCUGCAACUGCGAGACAGCGCAAACGCACACUACCCAACUCCUGCGCACUCGCUGGUACCCAGCAACCGUCACAGAUCCCCGAACUGCUGCAACAUUCCGGGUCCUUGAUCACUUCCAAAUGUACACUUUUGAGUCGAAAGGAUCCGCGUUUGAAUAUUACCAAGCAUUGGCACGUCUAACGGAUAAUACUAGGAGGUACCAGACUAAGUAUAAGGACCGUUAUGAAGCUUUCCUACGGAUGAGUCGGCAAUUUCGACAUAUACUAUCUCUUAAACGUGCCGGGCGUGGCCAUGACCCUGGUGGCGCUCUCGGCACAACGGAAGGAGAACUCGCCGUACUGUGCCCGGCUUGUCCGCAACCUGGCAAAAACUUGCCUUUGGGUUGGGAGACCAUUGAGGCCCAACACAAAUGGCUUUAUGCUUUAUUUCUGGCAAUGGACGCUAACUUUCGCUUAUGCCGCCGCAAUAAGUCCUCUGAGCAGGCAGACCCUAGCCUUAGCCAAGGCUGGGCUUAUUUCGUAGAACAAAGUGGAUUCAAAGAUGUUCUUGACGCUUAUGCCAGCCAGAAAAGUUCUUGUGCCAGUCACAACGCCGUUAAUCUUGCCGACACCAAGAAUUCACGGGGACUGGCUGCCACAGGCGUCGGCGCCAUCGUUUGUGCUCGUCAUAACCUCACACGUCCGUCCUCAGUUGGAGAUCUCCAAAAAGGAGAAAGAUAUGUGAAUAUGGAUUUCCUGUUCUUCUCGACUUUGCAACACUCUGGCGAGGUUCUCGUUCUCAAUAUCUCAUAUGAUAUUGCAUGUCAAUGGAGUAAGCAUUUGUGGGAGCGGAUGUCACGCUAUCCGUCCCAGAUCCAUUUUUCGGGCGACUCGAAAAUUUUAACAUUCCUCAUUCCCAAAUUUCAUCUGCCGGCGCAUAUUGCAGCAUGUCAAACUUCGUAUUCUCUUAACCUUAUCAAAGGCAUGGCGCGGACUGACGGUGAAGCCAUUGAACGCGGAUGGUCAAACAUGAAUCCUAUCGCUACCAGCACGCGUGAAAUGGGUCCAGGGUCAAGACGCGACAUCUUGGAUGACCACUUCGGCGACUGGAAUUGGCGUAAAGUGUCCAACUUGGGUCCUUCACUGCUCAAAAAACUCAAGGAGGCAAUUCCAGAAUGUUAUCAGCAUGCUGUAGAUCUUCGGGACUUCGAGGAAGCUAUCCCGUCUUCGAGUCUUAGUGCCUGGCGGAAGUUGGUAGAAGAUUGGGAGGGUGAUCGUUCAAAGCCGAACCCGUUUGAGAUUAAAGUGUCAGUUGUCACCCAGGCGUCUGUCAGACUCGAGCUCUCUCAGCUUGAAGCCCAGCAGCUAAGACAAGGGAUUGAUGCCUCCCUCCACCCAGAUGUCUCCCCUAGCAUAUUAAUAGCUGUUGGGAUCGACCUAGAGGCUUUACAACGUCGGCUCGCAACGGACACUGCGAACAUUGGAAUCCACGCCACCAAUAAUCAACUGUCUGCUAUGCAACAACGCAUCAAUGCACUGCGCCGUUGGAUUGAACAGUGGAUCCAAAUCCAAAUGCUAUAUAUCCCCAGUGUUGCCAGACUUCGAGCGUACACCUCUGAUACUGAGGAUACCACCCUUGAGGAGCCUGUUCACACCAUCAAACUGUGGAUGCCGUCUGCAGUGGUGAAAGCGGGCAUGUCUUGCGAUGUGAAUCUGUGUAACAUCGAGUGGAAGUUAUGCUGUGCCCAGGCGCAUGAUGGUCUCCAGGAGCUCCGGCAACACCUACGACUCAAACACCAUCUCACUGGGUUCAAGAAGAACUGGUUAACUGGCCAACGAGUGCACACAAGAUCCCAUGCCGUCAUUGAUACUGUCCAGGCGAAAAUAGACGCUGCCGCAACAAAGUAUCGCACGGCAUGGAGGGCACUUGAUGACUUAGCCGAUGCACUCCUACGCCUUGAUUGGGAAAUUGAAUUCCCAAAGCUCGAAGAUGAGCAUAUUUGUGGUAUGACUGAGGCGCAGGCGGGAGGUUUGGUGUCAGAAGGUCGAAGAUUCGUAGCCGUGUCUUGGAUUUGGAAGCAGCGCCAUGGAGUGGGUGAGGAAGAACUUUCUGAAGCAAUGUGCGUUGAGUGGUGCAAGGCACGAGCUCAUGCCAACAGGUGGGCAGAGGAGGUCGAACUUGUGCAGGAGGAGAUGCGACGUGUAUUAGCGUUCUUUGAGUGGAAUGCAGGUUGGUGGGAAGAACGCGCAACCUCCAGAAUAUAUGAUGGAGCAAUGGAGCACGAGGGAGCAGUUGCAUAUGCCUUGCGACAGGCUAAGAUCCGCCGGUCCAUGCGGAACGACUGUCUUUUCCUGUGGGAUGUGGUUCCCAGCCUUCUCUCUGUUCAAACCACUACAGAACGAGCACCUGUACCCGCCACGACUACUGCAUAG